Messenger RNA from Anguilla anguilla (European eel), 3624 nucleotides. RefSeq names its product acid-sensing ion channel 1-like. NCBI's taxonomy places the organism in Eukaryota, Metazoa, Chordata, Actinopteri, Anguilliformes, Anguillidae. The record is from RefSeq and is a predicted model, not a curated record. The transcript has 10 exons. The coding region runs from base 156 to 1760 and encodes 534 amino acids. Gene Ontology annotation, biological process: sodium ion transmembrane transport. Gene Ontology annotation, cellular component: membrane.
CUGUUCUUAAAAACCACAGUGACUGACUCGGAGAUUUCACGCUUUGCUGGGCGCAUGGAACGUCUGUAUUGCUCAGAGUGGGACGCUUCACGAGGACGUUUAAAAGCCGAUGUUUACACUGAUGCCAGCGGAUCACGCGCCAUCCUCUCGCCAGCAUGUGCCAGUCUAAGGAUUUGCGGAGAGCGCGAGGGGAAUCCCUCGCAGAAGUCGGGAAGCUCUUCUUGAAACGCACUUCGCUUCAUGGUCUUGCACAUAUAUUUCUGUCUGGUUCGUACCUCCGCAGGCUGGCCUGGCUACUGGCUUUCUUGGUGUCGCUGGCUUUCCUGUUCUCCUGGUCGUCCAACCGCGUGCAGUACUUUCUCUCUUACCCGGUGUACACCAAGGCGCACGUACUGCACGCGCGGCGGCUGGUUUUCCCUGUCGUGACUAUUUGCAACGUGAACCUGUUGUUGCCGAGGCGGAUGAAGCGCUCGGAGGUGUUCGUGGCGGGUCAGUGGCUGGGUCUAAUAGGAAAAAACUGGCAAAUCUCCGCCGGUGCCAGAGAGGCACUUAAAAACAACAGCGAAUCACCUUGGACCCCUUUUUCCCGAAUAGUUGACUUCAGCCGGUUUCUACCCCCGCCCGGCGGCUCUCAGCCAUCCACGGGGCAGUUGCUGGACCGGAUCGGGCACCAGCUGGAGGAGAUGCUUCUGCACUGCCGCUUCCAGGGGCGGAGAUGCGGCCAUCAGAAUUUCAGUACCAUCUUCACUCGUUAUGGGAAGUGCUACAGCUUCAACACGGGGCAGGAUGGGCGCCCCCUGCUGGUCACCACCAAGGGCGGCAUGGGGAACGGGCUGGAGCUGAUGUUAGACAUUCAGCAGGACGAGUACCUGCCUGUGUGGGGGGAGACCGACGAGACUUCGUUUGAAGCGGGGAUCAAGGUGCAGAUCCACAGUCAGGAUGAGCCCCCUUUCAUCGACCAGCUGGGGUUCGGAGUCGCCCCCGGAUUCCAGACCUUCGUCUCCUGCCAGGAACAGCGGCUGGUGUACCUGCCCCCACCCUGGGGUGACUGUAAGGUGACCCCGAUGGACUCUGAGUUCUUUGACAGCUACAGCAUCUCUGCGUGUCGCAUCGACUGCGAGACGCGCUACCUGGUGGAGAACUGCAACUGCCGCAUGGUGCAUAUGCCAGGAGAUGCUCCUCACUGCACCCCAGAGCAGUACAAGGAGUGUGCCGAUCCAGCACUGGACUUCCUGGUAGAGAAGGACAGUGACUUCUGUGUGUGUGAGACACCGUGCAACGUCACGCGCUACGGUAAGGAGCUGUCCUUCGUCAAGAUCCCCAGCAAGGCCUCCGCCAAGUACCUGGCCAAGAAGUUCAACAAGUCAGAGCAGUACAUUGGUGAUAAUAUUCUGGUGCUUGACAUUUUCUUUGAGGCCUUGAACUACGAAACGAUUGAGCAGAAGAAAGCGUAUGAAGUCGCCGGACUGCUGGGCGACAUCGGGGGCCAGAUGGGGCUCUUUAUCGGAGCCAGCAUCCUCACCAUCCUAGAGCUGUUUGACUACCUGUAUGAGGUUAUUAAGUUCCAGCUGUGUCGUUGCUCUCAGAAGAAGCACAAGAACACCAACAACAACGAGCAGGGUGCUGUACUGAACCUGGAGCCUGUACAGCGUCACGUCAGCCAGACCCCCUGUGAGAAUCUCCACCCCCCAUCCAUGUAUCCUGCCAACAUGCUACCUCAUCAGCCGGUGCAGGGCAACUUCGAGGACUUUACCUGCUGAGCCAAUCAGAGAGGAGCAAGGGGGCGGAGACUCAGACUAAGAUUCCAGAGUCAAGAACACCAACUUGAAUAUCUCAGUGACUUUUACACACUGUUUCAGUGAAAUAUAUAAACAAAUAAAGAGACAAAACUAGCAGCAGCAACAUCCAAGGCAAGCAAAAGCCUUGUACUGUUGUGGGACUCUAUCACACUGUCUGAGAACUGUCACCCCCUGAACAAGGAACAUUUUCAGGACUUUGGGGUGAAGGCUAAGACAGCGGGGUACCCAGAGCUGGGCCAGUGUGGUCCUCACAGACUCCAAAAGGGGGCAAAUGGGGGAACCUGGAUCAGGAAAACAGCUGUGGACAGCCCAAAAAAGGACCACUCCAACACAGAGGAGACGCUGAGCUGUUCUGACUGUGCACUCAGGAGGGGGGGAUUUCAGUGAGGGGGGGAUCUCGGGUGAGAGCCUCGGAGGUCAAACCCAGAUACAUUUCUGUCAGGUUGCCACAGGACUAAUGAGACGAUUUUCCUCUCAAGAGCAUUAAAAUUACAUCUGACCUGACAGGUGCACCCUGGGAUACUGGGGGUGUGGAAGGCAGCGAGUUCUACUCAGAGCUGCUGAAUUAAAUAUUUGCUUAAUUUCUCCAGGUUUCACCAUAAAAAAGCAUGCUUGUCUUUGUCCUUUUGUGUUUUUGUAUUGCUAUAUUUAUCUCAUUUAUGUACAGGGUGAAAUAUGGGUGUGUGCGUAUGUUCAUCAGAGAGCGUGUGUCAGAGUGUACGAGAGCAUGCGUGUCAGUGAGAAUAUGUCUGUGUCUGUCAGUACAUUAUGAGUGUAUGCAUGCAUCGUCGUGUGUGUGUGUGUGUAACUGUGUGAGCAUGUACAUGUGUGAGAGCGUAUGCAUGUGUACAUUCAUGCAUUUAUUUAAGUAUGUGUGACCAUAUGUAUAUCUGUCAAAAAGACUCCCUGAUCUCAGAAAUGAUUUGAGGUGUAAGAGUGCUUUCAUUUUUAAGUAUAUGAUUGAAGUAUAUGAUUGUUGUAUUUACUGGGAAGGAUUUGAUUAAACGUGUGGAAAAAAACUAAUGAAUUCAAGUAAAUUUCAAUUUCAGGUAAGAUUGCAAUUAUUUUGCUAAAUGUUGGAAAAAUUUGGAAAUUUUGGUUAAAUGGAAGAGCGAAUUAAAUCAGUGAUGAUUUCUUAAUUCUUCACAUAUGAUGGUGUCCCACUAUGGACCUUUAGGGAACCAAAAAAGAAAACUUUUAAAAACUUCUGAUUUCAGCCCUAACCAGAGCAGGCUGAGUAAAUUUCAGUUAUUUUAAACAAAGAGAUUUGGAGUUAAUUCUCUUUUGCUAAAUACAUAACAAUGACCUAGUUUUGCGAUGCGUUAUUGUGUGGUCUUUUUUGCACAUUUUAGCCUUUUGGUUGUGGAUGGGGUUGCGAUUUGAGUUAUUAAAAAAUUAUGUUUUAAUCAUUGCAGUGACUGUCAUCGCUCUCAGAACUCUGCAGGAUGUUUACCUUUCACUGAUGAGGACUUGAUGUGAUGUGAUGUACUUGAAAAAUAUCAUAUCAAAGCACAACAGUACCACCAUGCGUAUGUAAAUAGCUUUCAUAUAUAUGCAUAUGUAUGUAUAUAUAUGUGUGUGUAUGUGUGUGUGUGUAUAUAUAUACAUAUAUAUAUAUACACACACACACAAAUAUUGCAGACUAUGAAUAUUAUUAUUCUGACAGCUGUUAUGGUCAUUAUUAUUAAUAUUGUAAUAACUCGCUUCUGUGUGUUUUUGUUUUUCUAAGAGAUUAAAAUGAUAUGUGAUCAUUCAGCCUGUUUUCCCAUAACAGGCUGUUAUACGGAAACAAUGCUCUAUAUUAAAAUCUAUAAACAUCACAUAA